UAAUUUUCUACGAAGCAAUACAGUUAUCGCCCUCUGGUCCUUACUCCGAAAACGUGAAGUACCGAUUUUUCUUAUCAGUUAUCUGAUAACGUGGAGGUAACUUUGUUUAUGCCACAGAUUUUUUUUUCCAAAGUCUGUAAAGACGUGUUAUACUUUUUGUCCUUCUUCAUUAUACUUUUUUCAUAGAUUAUGAUAAUAUUUGUAUUAUAACUUGUUGUGUUAUAUGUAUAUCCAUGACUUUUCCUUUGAUUGGUAUAUUGAUAGAGGGAAUGCGAAAUCCGACGCGAUCACUAUUGAUCGUAAUCAAUCAGGAUUCACUUAUGGCGUUAACUACUAAAGAUUUCGAGACUGCUCAUUAUUGCUGCAAAAAUGGGUCAUGUACUAUUGCGUCAUAGUCGCUUGAAUUGAUGUAUGCUGUCAGUUUAGUGGUCCAUUUAUGUCUAGUCAAAAGUCAAAUCUAUUAUUAAGUACGUCUAUGGUUCCUAAAGUUGCCAAAAGUAACAGAUCAUUUGUGUUCCAAUAAUUAUAUACCUAGUCCAAUAAUGCAAAAUCACGGAGAAGUAUGUCAAGAAUCAAUUUUUAUCAAGCGUGAACCUCAAAGUGACCAUACUUUGGAAGAUUAUAAUGUUGAUAGAGACGAAAAUUCUUUAGAAGAGUCAUCGUUGCAAACACUAUCGUAUCAGUACAAUAACGUUAAUAUAAAAACGGAACUCAAAACUGAAGUCAUUGACAUAGUCGAAGUCAAACAGGAAUUCAUUGACACAGAAGAUGACUCCUCUACUAACAGUAAACUCAUUGAGACUGAAUCGAGUUCUGAUUAUUCAAAAAGCAACCUGAAGUGUAAUCUAUGUUAUAAAACAUGCGACGACCAUUAUGAUUUAAUAGCUCAUAAAAUAAUAUCACACGUUGACAAACCUUAUGCUUGUCCGCUAUGUAACGAAAAGUAUAUUCUCUCUGCUCAUUUGAAUUCGCAUAUUAUGUCCAGCCACCGUGAUAGUAAUAGGAUCGUAAUUGGCCCUACAAACUUUGCUUUGAAAAUGCAAUUAGCUUCGGACCUAAUUUUAUUAGAAAGACAAACAGAUAAUCAGCAUUAUAAAUCACUUCGAGCUACAACUAAAACUUCUGCAGAAGUUGAUUCGAAAAUACAUAUGUGUAUCCGCACGAGUGGGCAAAAAAUUGACAAAAAACCGUUCACUUGCCCCGAUUGUUUAUUUGUGUCUAUGUCUAAGAUUGAAUUGUUGCACCACAGAAAUAAUAGUUGUAUAAAUCUACAUAUUGAUAAAAAAAAACAAAUAGUAAUUGCCCCUGAUGGCGUUAACGUUUCUUAUAAAUGUAAGGUUUGUGGUAAAUUGUUUUUAAGACUAAAAUCCCUAAAUGGACAUUUAAAGACUCACAGUACAAAAGUUGUUUAUAAAAAUAGAACACAAGGUAUAAUUAGUCCUAAUGCUGAAAAUCGGUCUUGCCGAUGUGAGAUAUGUGGCAAAUUAUUUUUUACACUUAAGUCAUUGAAUAGUCAUUUAAAAGUGCACAAUAAAAAAUCAAAAUUCAAAACAAUCGGCCAGAAUGUUGGCAAUAUGUCUUAUAGUUGUCACCUUUGUGGGAAAUCUUUUUUAAAAUGUCAGUCAUUAAACGGUCAUUUGAAAAUACAUAGCGUGAAAUUUAACUAUAAAAAUAAAUGUCCUCAACAAAAUUUCAGUCCUAACGUUAACAAUUGGUCGUACGAUUGCAAUAUUUGUGGACAGUCUUUUCUUAAACUUAAUUUAUUAAAUGCUCAUUUAACGACACACAAUACACAAAUUAAAUAUAAAAAUGUUAAAAGUAUCAAGAAAAACUAUAAACAAAUUGAAGGAAUGGUUAAGAAAAUAAAAACUGAAAACAGUAUUACAUUGAAUAAUAGUUUAAAACAUGUGUGUGAAUUUUGUCAUAAAAUCUAUUAUACAAGUAAAGCUUUAAAAGUUCACCGCAGAAUGCAUUUAAAAAAAAAUGUUUGCAAAAUUUGUAACAAAGUAUUCUUUUUAAUGGCGAAUUAUAAAAAUCAUUUAUUAACGCAUCACACUGAGAAACAAAAUAAUGUACAAACAUUAUUGAGUCAGCUGCCGACAAAUAAAGAAACUAAACCCAAGCCUUUAAAACUAAAACUAGUAUUGACCAAAUCAGACAGUGAUCCGUUAGGAAAACCAUACCAAUGUUCCUAUUGUAGUAUUCGUUUUAGUUCAACAACGUAUUUACAAGUGCACUAUAAAAAGUUUCACGCUAAUACGCAAAAAUGGAAGAUUAAACCAAAGAUUUCUAAAAGUAUGUGUAAGUUGUGUGGGAGAAGUUACAGUUCCACCUCAAACUUAUGUAGACAUACAAGAAUUCAUCACAAAAACUAUUUCUCAUGUUAAAUGAUUAUGUAGCGAAUAAGAGAGAUGUCUAAACAAAAUAUAAAAAUUUAGUUCUUAGAUUCAAUGUUAAUGUGUAAGAUAAUGUAAGUGUAACAUUAUUAAAUAUAAAUUAAACAAUUUCUAACUAUUUAAAAAAUACUUUUAAGUUAAUACAAAAGGUUUAUUUUAUUAAAAAAACAAUGUAAACAGUCUUUAAGCUGGCUUAACAACUAUUUUUUUUUUGUCAUCUAUCAUUAAACAAUAUACAUACUAAUU
Molecule: messenger RNA, 2642 nt
Organism: Adelges cooleyi (spruce gall adelgid)
Lineage: Eukaryota; Metazoa; Arthropoda; Insecta; Hemiptera; Adelgidae
Product: zinc finger protein 699-like
Exons: 5
Coding region: 543-2387 (614 amino acids)
Biological process (GO): regulation of transcription by RNA polymerase II
Cellular component (GO): nucleus
Molecular function (GO): RNA polymerase II transcription regulatory region sequence-specific DNA binding; DNA-binding transcription factor activity, RNA polymerase II-specific
Source: RefSeq, a predicted model, not a curated record